AUGCAGCAGGAGGACCAUUACAACCAACAUCACUCGACUGCUUAUGCAGCGGGAGGACUGAAUUACAAAUUAUCAGAUAUAGGCAGCAAGCCAGCCUCUUCCACUUUUCAACGGGAUAUGAGAUUACAAUCCAGAAUGGAUUCAGAGAAAAGUGCCACAAACUUACAAGAUGUAUCGCCAACAGCAAGAAGGAAGAUUGAACCAGUACCCAAAAUGAUCAGUCGCUCAGGCAGAGAGAUCACACCUCAACAGUCUCUUGGGGCUGCAGACAACAUCAUGCUAAAAUCUGAGAGAAAAGAUAACUUUGUCAACUUCCCAACACACAGUAAGAAGAUAACUCAACAUGAAUAUGAGAUUGCUACUUCUGAUGGAAAGAAAACCGUCACUAAAAGAAAAAGGACGAGGAGUACAGUUAUGUUGGAGUCAUCAGCUGAUAUGGAAGAAAGUCGAAAGAAAGUCAAAGCUAGACAAAAGUUGACAAAUCAGAGAAAGGGUGUGAAAGCAUCGCACAUGCGUCCAUCAACUAUAGGUGACAUGUUUGGAGGUGGAUCAUUGGACCCGUAUGCCUUUGAUUGAUAGUAAGUUAUACCAACUGCAUCAAAAAACUUAACUAUGUCCAAUUUUAAAACACAAUAUCUCAUCAAAUGACGUCCAUCAACUAUAGGCAACUUGUUUUGAGGCAAUCCAUAUACAGAAGAUACUCAUGCUUUCAAUUGACGAUACACACUCGAUGUGAAAUGUUUAUUGGGGAAUCAUGCUUGGAUUAUACCUUCAAAAAUGAUUUGGCUGCUGAAGGUUAUGCAUCGGCAAAUUUCCAACACAUUGGAAUAUUCUUGGUCAAAAUAGAAACUUCCAAGGAAUAAACAAUCCCAAGAGUGAACUUUAUAUACUUUUAAGGUUAAAUAAACUAAUAUUCUUGGCAUACUUGGUGGUAGCCUCAUAAAUAUGGUUGCAUGCAUAUAUCUGAAUGGACCAAUUAAAUGGUUGACUGUGGAGCCUCGAGAGAAUCUGAAAAUCAUGAAUUUUGGAUUCCACAUAUUUGCUGUUACUGAGUGGUAUUGCAAUUUAGAAUCUGCUUUUCUAGUGUACAUAUGGAUUCAAUCAUUUUAGAUAAAUCAAAAUGUGAAAACGAA
Messenger RNA from Cryptomeria japonica (Japanese cedar), 1133 nucleotides. Its product is annotated as synaptonemal complex protein 1-like. Lineage: Eukaryota; Viridiplantae; Streptophyta; Pinopsida; Cupressales; Cupressaceae. The transcript is spliced from 7 exons. The record is from RefSeq and is a predicted model, not a curated record. Bases 1 to 576 code for a protein of 191 amino acids.